Molecule: messenger RNA, 315 nt
Organism: Didymosphaeria variabile
Lineage: Eukaryota; Fungi; Ascomycota; Dothideomycetes; Pleosporales; Didymosphaeriaceae
Exons: 2
Coding region: 1-315 (104 amino acids)
Source: RefSeq, a predicted model, not a curated record
AUGUAUAACUGCUACAAUCCAUUCGGACAAUUUAAAGGCUGCCUUGACUAUCCUAUUCUUCUAAAGAAUGUGUCCCACAAGGCUUAUGGUAGUGGCAUGGCGAAGCUAUUGGCAAGGAUAGACCCGCUCGCGGCGAGCGUGAACAACGACAACUACGUCUCUUUCACGGCGUCGAGGUACCUUGAGAAACGCUACGGGCAGUAUCCGAAAUUUCCCUCAGCAUGGGACUCCAACAAGACUGUGGAGGAGAACGUGCGCUAUGCAUUUCAGGAGCCUGGAUUUCCACCCCCUGCUAUUUGGCAACGCGCGCCGUGA